Molecule: messenger RNA, 603 nt
Organism: Megalops cyprinoides (Indo-Pacific tarpon)
Lineage: Eukaryota; Metazoa; Chordata; Actinopteri; Elopiformes; Megalopidae
Product: ribonuclease-like 3
Exons: 2
Coding region: 83-574 (163 amino acids)
Biological process (GO): defense response to Gram-negative bacterium; angiogenesis; defense response to Gram-positive bacterium
Molecular function (GO): nucleic acid binding; RNA nuclease activity
Source: RefSeq, a predicted model, not a curated record
CUGAGACUUACCCUAAUCUGAGAGACAUCCUCACCCACACGCUCAGCUGCAACCAAGUAAUCAUCAUUUCCCAGAGAGGAAAAUGAGGUUUCAAAGCCCUGGUCUGGUUCUGGAUCUGGUUCUGGUACUGCUUCUGGUUCUGGUCCCUACUGAGUGUGCACGUGGAUUGAACAAUGAAGGUCCACCUCCCCACGUGAAGCCACGUUACGAGAAAUUUCAUCUACAACAUAUUUUUGGAAACAUGAAUGAACACAAAUGCAACAGUGAAAUUGCAAAACGAGAAAUCUAUGAGAUUGAUGGCAGGACCUGCAAAGAAACAAAUACCUUCAUUACUGCAAGCAGUCAAGAAGUCAGAAAAGUGUGUAAAGAUGCAGGGACACCUGAGGGAAACCUGUUUCGCAGUAAUCAGCCCUUUCCAGUUAUCACCUGUAAACUCACAAACGGUAAUAAGCAUCAGCCUACGCAGAAACCUAAUUGUGAAUACAAGGGGAUAAAGAGCACGAGGACAAUUGUAAUUGCCUGUGACGAGGGGUGGCCUGUGCACUAUGACAGAGACGUUGUAGAUCUUAACUGAGAAUAUGUGAAUAUUCCCUCUAUAUUCCA